This is a messenger RNA of Suillus discolor, 1773 nucleotides long. RefSeq lists its product as uncharacterized. The transcript has 7 exons. The coding region runs from base 1 to 1773 and encodes 590 amino acids. The record is from RefSeq and is a predicted model, not a curated record. NCBI's taxonomy places the organism in Eukaryota, Fungi, Basidiomycota, Agaricomycetes, Boletales, Suillaceae.
AUGCGCUCUCAUUCAACCCUCGUAGCAGCUCUGAGCCUAGGGUCAGCAGCUCUGGCACUUCAUGACCAAUUCCCUGUCAACACUGCUGAUGAAACUUGGGUUCGACCCUUGGAUAUCACCAACUUCGACAAUGAUAAACCACAUUCAGAUAGUUUCGGUUCGAAGACUGAGCAAUGGAGGUUCGACGAAGGUCCUGCCGAGAACGCGACAGCAAACUUGAUCUUCGACACUGUCCAUUCAUUUCUCCAACACUGGCCAAACACUCGGUAUCGUAAUGGACAUAACAUAGUACCAGGAGUGAUUCCAACCGGUACUUUGUUGUAUCGCGGCACCAUCCGCAAUACAGUACCCAACCCAGAGCAUUCUCUUGUUUUUGCUCGUGGAAAGGAUGGGGGUGGUUGGCAGCUCACGCUGGCAACAACGCGACCUCUCAAGGUCUUGUACUUUGAUGGAAGUAGUGCCGCCAAGGUAGCCGAGGGUACAAUGGAUACGCAGGAUAUAAUAGCCUGGGGAGAAGUGCAACCCAAGCGAUUCUUUGAUGAAAGAUCACGGAUUGAAGAUCUCUGUGCGUGGGGAAAGGAGUUCGGAAUCGACGGUUUCGCGAGGAUGGAAAUGAACUUUGAAGUUAUGUUGUGUGAUUUUACGGCUGGUAUUGAGCUAGUAUCUUUCUUGUAUAUCCGACUUUCACCGACGGACGAGAACCCUUUCCCUCCUUUCCCUCCUCCACCGAAAUCUGAGGCCCGAGUUCACAGAUUCGAAGUCAUGCACUCCGGCUCGUGGCACAAUCGCUACCCAGGAGAUUCUCGCAUUGUUCUCGACCUGACUGGUCUUGUCUCGCUGUAUGAUACCGCACUGGCACCUUCCCUCGUCCCGGUUCGCGAGGGGCUUGAACGGUGGGACCACCGGGUGUUAGGAAUAUCAUCAAACGACAUAUCGAAGGUGAUGGAAAAGCUCACCGAAGUCAUUAGUCGACCACACCCGACAAACAGCGGCCUUGACUGGAAGACCCUUAUCCACGUCAUCGUCGAUCGAUACGCAAACCGACUUGAGUUGAUGCAAUAUCUCCUGAAUUUCACCUCAUCAGACCCACAAGAAGUCCUUGAACGAGCAAAACUCACGCAAAUUCAGCUCCGUGUUAUACUUAUGCCGUAUCUAUUAGAUUCCACUGUCGUCCCUAGUGCAGGCACUUCAGGCGUAGAUGCCUUGCAGUGGGCGUCCCCGAUCUUCAGGUUAUGCGCCACAACACAUACUUCCGUGAUAAUAAACCAAAUACUCUUUAUGACGCCUUCGGAACACUUGCUGCUGAAAGCUGUCGAGGACACAACGAGAGAAGUCUGCCGUGUCACCACGAGAAUGUGGGCCGUAGGUGUCAUGAACGGGCUCGACACUCUUUUCCCUAUUGAACUGAAUGGAGAGCAUGAUGUCCUUCAAAUAAUGAAUGAUCGGAGACAAGACAUCGAGAAGCUAAUGUCUUGGUUAGACUGGAGUAUAUGGAUUAAAUGCCGACCUGCUUGCGGCCCAGAGGAGAUUUGUUAUCUUCCUACUUGGCCCGAAGAUGCCCCCAGGCCAAGGCCUCCACAUCCACGUCCACCUCCGCAGGACCCACGGAACAGCACGGAUGCACCAGCAGAAGUACAGGAUCUUGCUGAUCGAAUCAGGCGCCCACCCAAAUGUCCAGUAAUUGCAGAUCCAUUUGUCUUCAUUGAGACAUCAGAGGAAUGGAAGAAGCCUCAACCGAAAUGCAUUAGGCGCCUCUGGCCGUACGAAUUGUGA